Polychytrium aggregatum is the source of this 1333-nucleotide messenger RNA. RefSeq lists its product as uncharacterized. NCBI's taxonomy places the organism in Eukaryota, Fungi, Chytridiomycota, Chytridiomycetes, Polychytriales. The transcript is spliced from 5 exons. The record is from RefSeq and is a predicted model, not a curated record. The coding region runs from base 227 to 1018 and encodes 263 amino acids.
CAAUCAGCGGUGACGCGCCGCUUUGGCUGAGGAUCGCUGUCGGCUGGCCACCAUCCAUCCAUCGUGUGGCGCCUCUGCCAACAUCCCGCAUCCCCCAACAGCAAGCUUUCUCCUCGGCACCGCUAUCGCCACCAUCAUUCUCUGCUGCUGCUGUUGCUGCCGCCUUCCAAACGACUCCGCUACAUCCCUGACCCAUCCUCCAUCCGACUCGCUGCGAUUCCAAGCCAUGUCCGCAUCUGCCCCCCAACCGAUAAAUCCUGCGUUCGCCCUCGGAAACGGCCCCGUGUUUGCACCCGUCGAGGAAGAUCAGAAUACCGAAGACUUUGGCCCGAGCAGCUACCGACCCUACAACCGUGGCAACAAACUGAAGAGACGGGCUCGGGAGCCAGCCACGAUCUCGACUCGUCCUGUGCUCUGGGCAUCUGCUAAUAUCGACCAGGACUUUCAUCUCGGGCGCAUCGGUAAACGCCGCGCCAUCAUGCGGAAGGUGUUUAAUGCCUCUGGUGCGGCCGGGCCUGGUGCUGCUGCUCUUGCUCCGGACGACGAUGACGACGAUCCGUACAAGGACAUCAAGAUCGAAGAGAUCUGGGGGCUGCCUGAGUCCCUGGAUGACGUCCGGAACCAUCGGCCAAUGGUGCACAGCCUGCGAUCGAGGCAUCUUAAGAUGCUCGAGGCCACGAGCCUGGAGAUGAUCGAGAUGGAGGCACAGCUCUACAAGCUGCUGAAUCGGAUCUCGGACGUGUUCCAGGGCGACGACCCCGAGUUUGCGCCGCUGGUGGAUGUCGAGAAGACCAUCCCGGUCGAGCUGCUGCAGCGCAUUCGGGACCUAACCCAGGAGCACAUCGGAAACACUCGUGAGUCGAUGCGGAGGCUGACUCUCACCAAGACCAAGCUGAACCGCAUCCACGACGAAAAGAGGACGAUUGCGCGGCAGCUGGCGCCGGUUCCCAAGCCCAAGCCCGAGGAUGACGACAGCAUACCCGACUCGCUCAUUGGCGCUGUUAUGCAAGCGCAAUGAAGGAUUCUGCAUAUCGUGAUGGGGGGCGGUGCGAAGAAAAGCAGAGGGUGCUUUCCAGCUGGAGCGUCUCAAUGCACCUUAUUUUUGUAUCUGAGGAUAUGUGAGAGGCAGAGCGGAAGGCUGUUCUGGGGCUUCAUUGUGGCCAUUGGUGCUCGGCCAUUGGUGCUCGGCGACAUCGACCCGGUCCUCACCGAGCGGCUCGUUCUGGAGUUGAAAGCGCUCCACCCCCUACAAUCCAACAGCGCCCUCUGUGCUGGUCAGAGACAUGCAUCGCACCUGGAUCUGGAAUACACACGCAUUGCCCAGCCGAGCAUC